UUUUUGUGGGGUUAUAAAAUCCUCUGUAUUAUUGGAAUGGAGGCAUCUGGUGAAAGAGCGAAAAAUCACCAAACGGCUAUAAUAGACGUUAGAGAAGCAGAAGAAGAGGAAGAGAAAAGACGAUAAAAAAAGAAUUUUUUUUUGAAAAUCAUUGUUGAAACUUUACUGGAUUUUUGUUUGCUAGAUUUUCUCUCCUUAAAAAAUUUGGCCUUUUUCUUUUUUUUUUUUUUUCUGUUGUGGAGGAUUUUGAUCUGAACUCUGAAAAGGUUGGAGGCUUUAACAUCAACAUUUUUUAUAAAGUUUGGGUUUUAUUGAUUAGAAAGUGGUACUCUUUGUUGGAGUGAUUUAAUCAUGUCUGAUGGAUACUAUAAUUUCAAGAAGACUGAUGAUAUUUGUGAUGAAGUUUGUGGACAGCAGGCGUCCCGAGCUGCAUUGACCAUGUCUAGAUUGCGAUGCAUGUUGCGAGAGUAUGAUAUCAGGACUUGUGCUUUCCUCUUUAUGGUUAUCCCGCUAUUCAUCUUUGGCGUGUAUUUGCAUGGGCAGAAAAUCACCUAUUUCCUAAGACCACUAUGGGAAUCACCUCCUAAGCCUUUCCAUGAAAUCCCUCACUAUUAUCAUGAGAAUGUGACGAUGGAGACUCUCUGCAAUCUUCAUGGGUGGAAAAUUCGUGAGUCCCCUAGACGUGUCUUUGAUGCAGUGUUGUUCAGCAAUGAGAUAGACAUUCUUGCACUUCGUUGGAAUGAAUUGUAUCCAUACAUAACACAAUUUGUACUUCUUGAGUCCAACUCGACAUUUACUAGCUUACCAAAACCAUUGCUCUUUGCAAGCAACAGACAGCAGUUUAAAUUUAUGGAGCCUCGUUUGACAUAUGGGAUGAUUGGUGGGAGAUUCAGGAAGGGUGAAAACCCUUUCGUUGAGGAGGCAUAUCAGAGAGUUGCAUUGGACCAGCUUCUCAGAAUAGCUGGUAUAGAAGAUGAUGAUUUGUUGAUAAUGUCUGAUGUAGAUGAGAUCCCUAGUGCACAUACGAUUAAUCUACUGAGAUGGUGUGAUGAUAUACCGCCUGUCAUUCAUCUUCAGUUGAGAAACUAUUUGUACUCAUUUGAGUAUCAUGUAGACAACAAAAGCUGGAGAGCCUCAGUCCACAGGUACAAGACAGGCGAGACCAGAUAUGCUCAUUAUCGUCAAGCUGAUAUCAUCUUGUCAGAUUCAGGGUGGCAUUGUAGCUUUUGCUUUCGGUAUAUUAGUGAGUUUAUAUUCAAGAUGAAAGCUUACAGCCACACUGAUCGAGUGAGGUUCUCUCACUACUUGGAUGUCAAAAGGAUUCAGGAUGUAAUAUGCAGAGGCGCUGACCUAUUUGACAUGCUUCCUGAGGAAUACACUUUCAAAGAGAUCAUUGGGAAGAUGGGACCUAUCCCUCGCUCUUAUUCAGGCGUCUAUCUUCCUGCAUAUUUGCUGAAUAAUGCAGAGAAAUACAAAUAUCUUUUGCCUGGUAAGUGCAAAAGAGAAACUGGCUGAGUCUAGAAAAUGGUUGCUGUGAAGUCUUCAAUGUCAAGUUUUGCCUGUACCAGAAAAGGCUGCAUUGGCCAUUUUUAUGGCUAUACGUGUAGCAUUGAUAGAAGUAUACCCUUAUCCAAAAAAAUCUAGGCGAAUAUACUCAAGCUGGGUAGAACUUGAUGGGAUCUAUGACUGUCAGGGGAAACUUUCUAUAUGUCCCUCUUUCUGAAGUUGGUUUCUUCCAUUAUGGAGGCAUGUCCAAUUACCAGUCCGAGAGCUUGUUGUGAGAGAAGUAGAUUCACUGGUUUGCAAAGCUGACAUACCACCUCCUGGUAUGACAUUCCCCCUUGGAUUGCAUAAAUGGAAGAAUAACAAUUUCCCAGAUUUUUCCUUGAUGGAAAUUUCGUUUUUCUUGGACUAAUUUAUUUGUAUAUUCCUCUUACAAAGUAGUACUGACAAUAACUCGAUCAUCUGUAUCAUUUGACUCCUGUUGGUUCUUCCAUUGAGUAUAAUGCUGAAUCAUUGCUGUCUUAUUUUUUCCUUUUUGAAUGUUCCAACACGUUUAAGGUUAGCAUAAUGAGCAGACUUAUCUUUCCUGAAUAGGUGAAUUCUUCUUCCAUUAGAAUUUUAAUUCCUUAGCAUUAACAAUGAAAUCUCUGAAGGUUCACUGUUAAUCCUGAGUUCACAAGGUCAAGGCACCUUUCAAUCAUUUUGGCUGAAACUGCCCCUUGGGGGUUCAUAGGUUGAGGAGAAUUACUGAUUGAGCUUGCUUCAGAAACUGCCUUUGGGUGUUCAAGCCAUGGUUCCCCACCAAAUAAACAAAUAUUAGAAAAAAUGAAAGAAAACUUUUGAUUUCCCACUAAAAGUGCUGCAGUUUUUAGGCACUUCGGAGGUGGUAUCCACGUUAUAUUUCCUAUA
This is a messenger RNA of Durio zibethinus, 2412 nucleotides long. RefSeq lists its product as uncharacterized. Gene Ontology annotation, biological process: N-acetylglucosamine metabolic process. The record is from RefSeq and is a predicted model, not a curated record. Gene Ontology annotation, cellular component: membrane. Gene Ontology annotation, molecular function: beta-1,4-mannosylglycoprotein 4-beta-N-acetylglucosaminyltransferase activity. Lineage: Eukaryota; Viridiplantae; Streptophyta; Magnoliopsida; Malvales; Malvaceae.